Messenger RNA from Aureobasidium namibiae CBS 147.97, 1542 nucleotides. Its product is annotated as phosphatases II. The record is from RefSeq and is a predicted model, not a curated record. Gene Ontology annotation, biological process: regulation of phosphatidylinositol 3-kinase/protein kinase B signal transduction; negative regulation of cell population proliferation; phosphatidylinositol 3-kinase/protein kinase B signal transduction. Gene Ontology annotation, cellular component: plasma membrane; nucleus; cytosol. The coding region runs from base 1 to 1542 and encodes 513 amino acids. Gene Ontology annotation, molecular function: protein tyrosine/serine/threonine phosphatase activity; protein tyrosine phosphatase activity; phosphatidylinositol-3,4,5-trisphosphate 3-phosphatase activity. Lineage: Eukaryota; Fungi; Ascomycota; Dothideomycetes; Dothideales; Saccotheciaceae. The transcript has a single exon.
AUGGCUUCACUGCUACGCCAGAUAGUAGCCGGCCCUCGCGCCCAGCACCCAGAAGCAGGCCUCGAUCUCUGCUAUGUAACCGACAACAUCAUCGCUACCUCCGGUCCUAGCGGCACAUACCCUCAACUCGCCUACCGUAACCCGCUAUCGCAACUCGUCGCCUUCCUUGACAAGAAACAUGGAGACAACUGGGCUAUUUGGGAGUUCCGCGCCGAAGGAACAGGAUAUCCGGACGAAGAAGUCUAUGGCCGUGUCAAGCAUUACCCAUGGCCUGAUCACCAUCCUCCGCCCUUCGCACUAAUCCCCUUAAUCAUGGCCAGCAUGCGCAACUGGUUGACAGAAAACAGGGAGAGGGUUGCCGUCGUACAUUGCAAAGCCGGCAAGGGACGUAGUGGCUCCAUGAGCUGCAGCUACCUGAUCUCAGAAGAGGGCUGGAAGGCCGAAGACGCAAUCCGCAGAUUCACAGAGCGCAGAAUGCGGCCGGGCUUUGGUGCUGGUGUUAGCAUCCCCAGCCAGUUGCGCUGGAUCAGCUAUGUUGAUCGAUGGACGCAACACAAGAAGGUCUAUGUCGAGCGAGAGAUACAAGUCAUGGAAGUCCAUGUAUGGGGCUUGAGGGAUGGCGUCAAGGUCAGUGUUGAAGGCUCCGUUGACGAGGGACGUGUCAUCAAGAAUUUCCACACAUUUUCCAAGAAGGAGCGCGAGAUUGUUCGUGGCGAGAUCAAGAAGUCUGGAGGCUUUGCCGAUGCUGUCACUGCGGUCAUGGGCAUCAACAGCGCAGAGAAGAACUUACACCUCAAGGAAGCGGAGAACAUGGAAAAGGAGGAGAGGGCAAGGGCUACUAAGGGUACCGUCACCAACGAAAAACUCCACAAUGCUACAGGAGAUGUCAUCUUUAGACCCUCUCAACCCGUCAUCCUCCCCACCAGCGACGUCAACAUCGACUUUGAGCGAAGGAACAAAGCAGGCUAUGGUAUGAGCAUGGUGACAGCCGUCGCUCACGUCUGGUUCAAUUGCUUUUUCGAAGGCCAAGGUCCGGAAAAUGCCACCUCCAACAAACCCCCAGCCUCGUCAGGCGUCUUCGAAAUCGACUGGGAAGCCAUGGACGGCAUCAAAGGCAGUCUCAAAAAGGGCACCAAGGGCUUCGACAAACUCGCCGUAGUCUGGAAGGCCGUCGACGAACCCACACGUGGCAGAAGAUCCAGCAUCGUCAUCACAGAACCACCACCUGGUACCGAAGUCCCAGAGUCAGGAGCUGCAGACUGGAGGGGUCAUGGCUACAACAACCCCUCUCCUGGCCAAGGCAGGAACCUAGGCUUGAGAAGUGAGACUCCUGCAAGUAGAGAUGUCAGUCAGGCCAGCAGCACAAGAGAAGAAGAUGGUAUAGGCAGUGACACUGAAGGUGUGCAGAGUUAUGUUGGUGGUGGUAUCAAGGGACAUGAACAGGUCAAGCAUGAGAAAGAGGUGCAGGUACAGAGGAAAGAGGGUCCGUUACCGCUGAGCAGGGAUCUCCCUGGUCAUGAACAUAAGUUUGCUGAUGCUUAG